AGCAGGACUAACACAUAACACACACACCAACAACUAGCACUCCCGUCUGAAAAUAAUUGACCAAUGCAUAUGGAAUAUACUGAUGUUUACGCGUAAGAAGUUCCCUGGUGGAUACUGACCUGACUGUCUGGAGCUACACACUGUACAUAGGAAGUGGACCUGUCACCUUGUGAAUUUGUUGUGUGGCGAUUGUCUGCUGUGGUUGAGGGCUAUUUUCCUGGUCAUUCCAUCACUGCUAUGGUCUGUGUCUGUGGGAGCCAGCCUAGACCUGGCCCUUGUCCAGGGAGGGGUCUGUUCUAGCACUGCACUGGGUGCUGAGUUAAGUGUGUGUGUGAGUGAGAGGGGGAGACCUGUUCUUACUGCAGUCAGAGGGAUCAACCGUCUGUCAGCUCUGCAGCGAUGCAGGGCCCUGCCGUGAUUCUGCUGCUACUCAGCUAUGGCACCAUACAACAGAUGACCUUCAUAAUGGGUGAUCCUACAGCAGCCAGACAGCACUGUCAAGACUACAACUCCAACUGCAUCCCUCACACAGACAAACAGGAGAAAGUGAUUUUAGCUGCUGAGAAGGUGCUUGGUCGAGUUGCGACCAGGGCAACAUUCAGAGAAGAGUCUCAUGGACCCAGGCUGAGAGAUCAGACUGCAGAGCAGGACACAGCCAAGAACACUAACCUAUCAGCACAGUCAUUGCCAUCAGUAAGAGCUCAGUCAGAGCCAGAGACACAGAGGAAGACAAGGAUAACACCUGAAACAGAGAAGUUAAAGCUCACUCAGAAGAUAGGAUGGCUGAAUGAAACUUCCACACUGCAGGAUGAUAAAGCAGCAAAGAUCACUAGAAAUAGUACUAUAGUAAAAUAUGUAGGGCUUGAUACUGGCACAGUAGCAGAGUCCCCCCUUUCUGCUCCUGGCUGGCCAUCUGACAGUGACAGAUCCAGUGAACCCAUUUCAUCUAGCAAAAUAAAGGAGCCACACGGUCCAGGAGGCGUCACAAACAUAACAGUAUAUUCACAAACCUCUGGAUCUCUUCAUCAGCCAAACCAAACCAAUACAGCCAGAGAUGUCUCUGGGAUGAAAGGUGUAGUAGUACCAUCUCAGACAGUGGAGACAGCCAUUCUCAGUCCCACUGCAUGGUCAGAAAACCCCACUGAACCAGCCCUGCUGAUCCAGGAGUCAGACAGUGAUGGAGAAUCAAUAGGCUCAGGGAGAAAUACAUCAGUGAGGUUAGAUGAUUUACAGAUCCCACCUGAACCCAAACAGGGCUUUGGGCCUACAAGACAAACAUGGUCCUUAGAACCCACCAUAAAACCCAACCUUUUGGAAUUCAAGAAAAUAGAUGCGGAGGAGCUACUGAGGCAGGCUGUGAUUCCUCUGCCUCCAGUGCUACCUCCAAAUAAUAGCACUGUCACAGGGAGAAAGACUGUCCCAGAGGCUCCUCUGCCUCCAGUGCUAUCUCCAACACCUCAAAAUACCACUGAUAUCACUUCCACAUCAACAGGUGACAAAGCUUCAAAGAGACAAAGGGGCCGAAAGACUGUGACAAAGACUUUGACAGAUUCUGGACAAGUCAUGGAGAAGGGGGAUAAAGUUUUAUCCCAGGAAGAAGUUGAUGAGGACAAUGAUAAGGAAUCAGAGACAGAGGAAACAGAUGUAGGCGACAGCAAGUUGGCACACGACAUCACUCAAGUCAACACAAGGCAGUUUAAAAAUAAUGGGGGAGCCGUCAAAACUGAUGUUCUAACUGAGCUCAUGUCCCCGGAGCCGAGAGGAUCAGAGCGGGAACUGCCGCCUACCCCUCUACCUCCUGCCAGUGUGCCAGCCAAUCACCAACCAAGACACGCACUCAAAGAGCGAGGGACAGCCUAUAGACCGGGUCUUCGAGUGCAACAGGGACUUCAGGGCCCACCUGGUUUGACAGGGCCACCUGGACCAAAAGGGGAUAAAGGCUACGCUGGCGGGAUGGGCCGGACUGGACGCACAGGUUACCGAGGCCCCAUUGGUCCACCAGGGAUGCCCGCCAUCGUAGUGUUCAAGAGCUCUGAGGAAGAGUGGGAGACCUUCAAGAAAAAGACAUUCUACAAAAAGCUUGUUGCAACUUGGCCGAGAUUGAAGGGCCCUCCAGGGCCUCUUGGCCCCCCUGGGGAUGCUGGACCUCCUGGACCCCCAGGAAUUACUGGAAAACAAGGACGAAAAGGAGAUGGAGGGAAAAUCGGUGUUCCUGGACCACCAGGGAUGCCUGGGCCUCCAGGAAGAACUGGGAGUGAUGGGAUUGAUGGUAUAAAUUCUGAUGAUGGCCCUGCAGGACCACCUGGGGAACAGGGUCUCCAGGGUUACAGAGGAGAGAAGGGCAGCAAAGGGGAGCUGGGUGAGUGGGGUUAUGAAGGGGAACCAGGACCCCAGGGAAACAGAGGCCGGAAAGGAGACAAGGGGAAUAAAGGAAACCGAGGGCUCAUAGGGAUCACUGGAUACAUAGGAAUACCUGGAGCCAGAGGACAACUGGGCUACCCGGGAACAUCUGGACCUCCUGGAGACAUCGGUGGCAUUGGUUUUGUUGGAUCGCCAGGCCCUCCUGGCAAAAUGGGGCCAAGAGGGCCAAAGGGGGUACCAGGAGUCAAUGGACCACCAGGCCAACCAGGUGAGCGAGGCCUAAGAGGACCACUCAGGCCUCAGGGAGAGCCAGGUCCUGAUGGGAUUGUUGGAUUCCCUGGCGUUCCUGGACCUCAGGGAAAAACAGGUGCAGAUGGGCCUACAGGUCCGAAAGGGGAUCCCGGGGACGCAGGUGAUGAGGGGAAUAUAGGAGAAUCAGGACUCUCUGGGCUUCACGGAGCCAAUGGCAAACCAGGAAAAACUGGACCCUCAGGUGACCCAGGGAUCAAAGCAUCUAAGAGAAGUGACAAGGGUGACCCAGGAUUUAAAGGGGACCAGGGUCGACCCGGGCCUCCAGGUAAAAGAGGCUUUAAAGGCAGAGGAGGAGCAUCAGGGCUGCUAGGUAAUGUUGGACCAGUGGGGCCCCCUGGAUUUCCUGGAACCACAGGUUAUGAUGGAAUCAUUGGGGAGAAUGGUAAGCAGGGAAAAGAUGGGCCAAAGGGUGACAGAGGUCCUAGCGGUGGGCCAGGCGUUGUUGGACCUAGAGGUGAUAAGGGGCGAGAAGGUCGAGUAGGAUUUGCCGGUUUGCCAGGGCCUUUUGGAGAGAUGGGGAAGUCAGGAGAGAGAGGAGCUGAAGGAGAACCCGGUAUUAAGGGGAGGACUGGAAUUCCAGGAGUCACUGGACUGAAAGGGCUGAAGGGACUUCAAGGCUAUCUAGGAGGUAGGGGACUGGAUGGAACACAUGGACCCCCGGGACCCAUCGGAGGAACUGCAUCUGACGGGGAUACUGGAUCUACUGGACUAAGGGGAAUGGUGGGGAAGACUGGGGCACCAGGGAUUCAAGGUCCAGUUGGGAAGAGUGGGGAUUCUGGUGGUAGAGGGAUUACUGGUAAGCCAGGAAAGCCAGGAGUCAGGGGUGCCAAAGGUAAAGAGGGUCCGAACGGCCUUCUGGGAAAUCCUGGCCUGAAGGGAAACAGAGGUCAAGAAGGUUCGAAGGGGAAACGCGGAAGUCCAGGCGUGCAGGGAUUGACAGGGAUACAGGGAUACAGAGGAGCUCCUGGAAUAGCAGGAAAUAUAGGACCAUGGGGUGAGGUGGGCCUCCAAGGGCCACCAGGGAACAAGGGGCCCCCAGGAUUAGUUGGGCCCCGUGGAGUUGUAGGUUACCCAGGUAAAGAUGGACCACAAGGAGGUAUUGGGCCAGUGGCAGACAAAGGGGAUAAGGGGUCCAGAGGAGCUAUCGGACAGAAGGGAGUUGCUGGUGUCGAUGGUGAGGAGGGCCCAACUGGAUUGUGGGGGCCAAUGGGGCCACCAGGACUUAAGGGGCUACCGGGUGAAAAGGGGAAGAUGGGCGCUCAGGGGGAAAGAGGUGGAAAAGGGAUCCAGGGAGACAGGGGCAACCAAGGUCAACAAGGACCAAAGGGCCCACUGGGGAAAGAAGGAUACUUAGGGCCAUCAGGGGACAGAGGGAAAGAAGGAGUUUCAGGACUCAAGGGCCAGCCGGGCAUCAGAGGCCCUUCAGGUCUCGCUGGGCGUUACGGACCAGGGGGCAACACCGGAAGAGGCCGGGCCAAGGGAGAGAAGGGGCUCCCCGGAACCACAGGGCCUCCUGGAAGGUUUGGGCCUACAGGCUUAGUUGGACCAAAAGGACCAACAGGUUUACCAGGAAAAAGAGGAGUCGAUGGAAAAAGUGGACUUGGUGGACUUAAGGGAGAUUAUGGGGAGAGGGGAAAGACUGGGACUGGUGGUGUCAAAGGAGACGUGGGAUUGCAAGGUCCAAGCGGGAAGAAAGGAGAGUCUGGAACAGGAGGCAAAAUGGGGACAUUGGGAAAGAGGGGGUUCACCGGGUCUCCAGGAGGUAAAGGCAGACCUGGGCCUGCUGGUGCCCCUGGAGAGAAAGGUGGUAAAGGAAUAGAAGGGCCAAAGGGAUUGCAUGGCAGCCCAGGAAAGAGGGGAGGCAGGGGAGUUAGAGGCAAACCAGGAGAGGAAGGCCCAUUGGGACCAGAUGGACCAGUUGGAAGAUCUGGAAAGCCAGGACUUGCUGGUUUGGAUGGAUUGCUGGGGGUUGAAGGAAAUGAAGGAGAUAAUGGUGAUAUUGGUUACAGAGGAACCCCUGGGAGGCCUGGUCUACCAGGGAAGAUGGGUCAAAGUGGACAACCUGGAUUGAGUGGUGGUCACGGAGCACCAGGGUCAAAGGGUAAUCUUGGAUCAAAAGGAAAACGAGGACCUGCAGGGCCAAUGGGGCCACGGGGUAUUCCAGGGUUUGGAGGAGCAAAGGGGAAGUUUGGCCAGCAUGGAUCAAAGGGUCAGGCUGGCAGCAGAGGCCUGGAAGGACAUAUUGGACCGCGAGGAAUCAAAGGGAAUCCAGGACUGCCGGGGAAUAAAGGGCGGCUAGGUCCAAAAGGCAUACAGGGAGACAUUGGUCCUCGUGGUCCACCUGGGAAAAAGGGCUUCCCUGGUCUACCGGGUCUCUUUGGAAAUAGGGGAAUGAAGGGGAUACAAGGAAUGCCUGGAGUUAAGGGACUGAAAGGUGCGCGUGGACAACCAGGAAAACCAGGUCCUCCUGGGGGUCCAAGAAACAGGCGACCUGGAGCCCUUGGUAAAAGAAGAGGAUCCAAAAAACAAACUCGGGCCAUGACCAGGAGAACGCUUACCUCACUGCCUGACCAGAACCCAAGCAGCUCCAUCAGCUGGCCUCAGGGUACCAAAGACAGCCCUGCAACCACCUGCCACGAGCUGGGGCUGAUUAGCCCACACCUGCAGGAUGGACACUUCUACAUGGACCCUAACCAGGGCUGCCCAUUUGAUGCCGUGCAAGUCUUUUGUAACUUCACUGCAGGAGGGAUGACCUGUAUACCUCCUGUCCAGUCACAGAUAAUAGGAAAAUGGGAACCAGAAAAGAACAUGUCAAAAAAGUAUAUCCAGUGGUUUAGCCAGCUUGAUGGUGGCUAUAAGUCUGAGUAUGCUGGUCUUGAUGUGGUCCAGCUCCGAUUUCUACGGUUACACAGCCACUCUGCCUCUCAGCACCUGACCAUCUCCUGCCCGUUUAACCACAAUAGUAGAGAAAUCAGGAAAAAUGCAACAAACAGGGUUCUUCACUUUCUGGGAGACUCUGGUGGGGAGAUUGGUUCAAGCUAUAUGACAGUAUCGAGGAAUGGUUGUGAAGUGGAGGUGGAGGUACGAGUGAGGGGAAGCACAGAGAUCCACAGAGGGGACAUGGAGCUGCUGCCCCUCAGGGAUGUUAGUAUGGAGGGAAGGGGAGACCACUGGGACACAGACCUCAGAGCUGUCCUAGGACCUUUGUGCUUUUUGUAGCCUCAGCUUAUCCAUAGAGAAGCAGCUGUUUCUCCCAGAAGCAGCAAGCUCUGACCAAUGUAUGGGUCAAGAACAUUUGGGUGCAAUUCCUCUUCAGGACAAAAGAAAGAGAUAUCAUCAUGUUGUGUGAUCGCUGUAGAAUUUGUGUAAUUGUGAUAAAAACUAGAGCUAUAUAAUAAAAUAUGUAUUUUAGAGUUAUUUGUUAAUCUUGUUAUCAUAUGUGUCUUUUAUAAAGAAAAAUAUAAAGCUGUUGUGUUGUUUGUAUCUCCCGCAUUUCUAUUUUUUUGAAUGAUUCAUUUUUCUUAGUGAUGUACUGUGUGUAUAUAUGCUUCAUAUUAGAUUCAUGUGGAUGUUUUAUUUAAUUGUUAAGCUUUUGUAAGUAGUCUUAGCUAUUAUUUGAUGUCUUGUUUUUUAUUCCUGUCGACUAAUACCUGAAGUCUUGAUGAACACCAAUAUCUGGAUGGUCUAAACUUCAAAUUGUUAUAAAUUGAAACAUUUGAAAUGUCACUUCAGUUUACUUUACAAUAACUUGAGCACACAUUUUAUGGUUUAUACCUCAAAUGCAGUAAACAGUAGUACACCCUGUUGUCACAAAUGGAAUUAACCAUAAUAUGUGGAAUGAAUUAUAAAAACUGUUUUCGUAAGAUGAUGGAAAACUGUUGUAGUAGGCUGCUGUAUUUAUUACAUAACAUCAUUUGCAGGACAAUAAACCCAUACUGGGUAAAACUGUU
Molecule: messenger RNA, 6623 nt
Organism: Salvelinus sp. IW2-2015
Lineage: Eukaryota; Metazoa; Chordata; Actinopteri; Salmoniformes; Salmonidae
Product: collagen alpha-2(I) chain
Exons: 65
Coding region: 400-5892 (1830 amino acids)
Biological process (GO): extracellular matrix organization
Cellular component (GO): collagen type IX trimer
Molecular function (GO): extracellular matrix structural constituent conferring tensile strength
Source: RefSeq, a predicted model, not a curated record